AUGUGGCUCCCGUGGCUCCUCUUCUUCACCGUGGAGGCCAUCGAGGUUUCCGUUGGACCCCAAGGGCCCCAGGGUGAGAUCUCAUUGCUUCAACGACACAUGGCAACGAGCUCCAUUCGGCCAACACAGCUUUUGGCCUACUACAUCAACGUGGAUACGGAGGUGGAACGACGGAAACACAUGGAGGCGCAGGCAAGAGCAGCAGGCCUGCCUUUGUUGAGAUUUGAAGCGAUCAGUCAAGAACGGAUCAAGUCGGGCAAGUUUGACCAGAAGUAUGUAUUGAAGCAGAAACUGUCCAGUGAGCUCUUGAAUCCUGCUCAUGGGGACCACUUAGUGAAUGCCACUGUGGCCUGUUAUGUGAGUCACAACGAGCUGCUGGAGGAGCUUCAAAGGGUGCUGCAACCGAAUCAGAUCGGUUUGGUCCUCGAGGAUGACGUAGAGAUCCCGCACAAUUGGGCAGAGCUGAUCGACAACACCUUAUCCUGUGCACCAAGUGAUUGGUCCCUACUGAAGGUAUCCGGCUGGGGCUACUCUCGCCCGGCAGACCUGCAGGAAAAACACGAGACAGGAGGUAUUGUGAUGAACCAGACCAGCAUGGCUCUUCUUUCCUGGCUGCAGAGUCAGGGUGGCUGGAUGUCCCGGAUCCUUUACGGUGCACCCGCCAAAAGCGGAAGCAUCAGGAAAAACAUCACCCAGAGAACCGCGCUGCUCCAAGUGGCUGCACAGGCCUUUGCGGGCCGGCGGACUUUGGUGGAUCAGUUAAAGAAGACCCUGGAUCAAGUGUCUCCCACCAUCGACGACAUCGGCGACAUGGAUGACGGCCAAGACGACCUUGAGGAGGGUCGGUGUCCUGACGCCUAUCUCAUGCGGCGACCCUUCAAGGAAACCUUUUGGUGGCACUUUUGGGGGCCCGCCUUCCACUAUGCGGGCACUGGAGCCUACUUGGUGAAGGCAUCUUCCAUCCCAGCAGUGCUGACUCACCUUCGAUCGCAACCCAUCAACGACGUGGAUGGGAUGCUCCUCUCUCAGGGCGAUCUACGCGCCUACGAGCUGUGGCCACACAUUUUUCCACUGGACGGAGAUCACAUGAGUUCCACCAUGCAGGAUCCCAGGAGGAACCGCACUGGAGCUGGACUUUUUGCAAAACUUUCGCACCUUUUCCCCGGAGGUGAAGAAGGCAAAGAAGAUGAAACAGGACAAAGGGGAAAGAAAGGCAAACCGGAACAAAG
This is a messenger RNA of Cladocopium goreaui, 1229 nucleotides long. Lineage: Eukaryota; Dinophyceae; Suessiales; Symbiodiniaceae. The record is from the annotation of a GenBank genome assembly.